Molecule: messenger RNA, 1679 nt
Organism: Vigna radiata var. radiata (mung bean)
Lineage: Eukaryota; Viridiplantae; Streptophyta; Magnoliopsida; Fabales; Fabaceae
Exons: 2
Coding region: 169-1449 (426 amino acids)
Molecular function (GO): protein binding
Source: RefSeq, a predicted model, not a curated record
UAAAAAAGAAAAUUGAAAACAGAAAGAAUAUGAGCAUAAAGUGGGUGAAGGAGGGGGUUCCUAUAUAAAUUCAGAGAUCAACCACACCAAUGCCAGUGGGGGGAAUCUACGUGUCUCUGACACCGAAUCCACGUUCUAAAGUACGCUCCCACUUCUAAUCGCCGGAGAAUGACGUCACACUCUCACUACCAACCCGACUUAGACGCCGACUCCGUCACCUCCUCCCCUCGCUCCGACCAUUUCCACGACGCGCCGCCGCGCGUCCGCUUCAUGUGCAGUUUUGGCGGCAAGAUCCUCCCCCGCCCCCACGACAACCAGCUCCGUUAUGUCGGUGGCGACACUCGAAUCGUCGCGGUCCACCGCUCUAUCUCCUUCUCCGCCCUCAUUCUCAAACUCUCUAAACUCUCAGGCAUGACCAACAUAACCGCGAAGUACCAGCUCCCGAACGAGGAUCUGGACGCGUUAAUCUCGGUCACGACGGAUGAAGACGUGGAGAACAUGAUGGACGAGUACGACCGCGUGGCACAGAAUCAGAACCCGCGAUCGGCGCGGCUUCGGCUCUUCCUCUUCCCCGAAGGGGAAGACUCUCGAACCAGUAGCAUCAGCUCGCUAUUGAACGGCUCAGCCAAACGCGAGAACUGGUUCCUCGACGCACUAAACGGUGGCGUUUCGGGUCUCGAGCGUGGCCGCUCUGAAGCCUCUUCCAUGGUCUCGGAAGUACCCGAUUACCUCUUCGGAUUAGACAACUCCGACGACACACACCAACGCGACCCACGACCCAAGGACCGACCCGUUCUCCAAGACAACGUUUCCGUUUCGGAUCCGGGUUCUCCCGCCCCGGUUGUUUCCUCACCGUACUGUUCGACCUCAUCAGCGCCCUGCGUUCCUUCUCUUCCGAACCUUCCUCCAGUAAAGACUAAACUUUCAAACUCAGUUGCUGAUUCGGACUCCAAGGAAAAUCAAUUGGAACCUGAAACGGAACCUCAACCCAACCUCAACCAAAACCUCUACCCGGGUAACCCUGUAGUCCACUACCCCCAAGAAUCUGCUUAUUCUGCUCAUACAGUAAACCCAGUUCCUGUUUUCUAUGUUCCCGGUCCGGUUCGACCUGGAACUGUGCCGGUAACUAUGCAGCAGACACCUUACCCCUACGUUCAACAACCAUACCAUGCAAUGGUGCCAUCUCAGGUUCCCAUCGGCUACCAUCAUUUGAUUCCGGGUUCGGGUCAAGUAUAUGGUGCAGGCGUGAGGCAGAUGAGUCCACUGCAACCUUACAAUCCUUCCACCGGAGUGGUUCCCGACGGUUUGAAACAGCACGUGUAUCAUGCAGUGCCGAAUUCCGGUCCAGUUCCCGUUCACCAGAUGAUGCCCAUGAGCGGUGCUGAUGAACUGCAGAGAGGUGGAGCGGAGUACGUGGUGGGUCGGGGCCCCAAUUCGCUGAAUAACUGAACCGGUUUUUGUGUUCGGGGUGGGUGCUUAAUUAUUUUAUAAUUACUACGAUCAUGCAAAUGGGUAAUUCAUGUGUACACGUGCCUGCACCUUUAAGUUUGGGCUUUUCCAUUAUUCGUUGAAUUCAAUGCAUUACAAGCCGAAAAUGGUAAUUAUAUGAAUUUCUUUGAGCAAAUUAUCUCAGGUUGUACAUUAUAAAGGAGAUAAAUAAUAUUUCUUUUUGCUGCCAA